This is a messenger RNA of Toxotes jaculatrix (banded archerfish), 3033 nucleotides long. Its product is annotated as beta-galactosidase-1-like protein 2. The coding region runs from base 314 to 2239 and encodes 641 amino acids. Gene Ontology annotation, biological process: carbohydrate metabolic process. Gene Ontology annotation, molecular function: beta-galactosidase activity. Gene Ontology annotation, cellular component: vacuole. The transcript has 19 exons. NCBI's taxonomy places the organism in Eukaryota, Metazoa, Chordata, Actinopteri, Toxotidae. The record is from RefSeq and is a predicted model, not a curated record.
CUUCUGAAAAAUACAGCUUACAUUAGCCACCACAGAAGGACAAUAAGUUCAAUUUUAUAAUAUUAACCCCGGAAGUACGAUUUCGUGGCGUUAUGUGAAUAUGGGGUAGCUCAACUUCAGUGUUACAGGUUUUGCGAACCUGGAUUUGCAUUAAGUGACAGACUCGUUUAACAGGACUGAAGUCGGUCAGCCGGACUGGAAAGGAGAGAGGAGGUUAUCUGAAGACAGAGGACUGCUGACAUGCUCAUUAACUCGCAUUAUCAGAGGAAACAUUCACGGUGCUGCGGUUACUGAAGUCGUGCGGUUGUUGCCAAUGGAAAGCUCGUCAGUGUUUGGUGUUCGUCUGUCCCUAAAGCAAAGAUACUUUCUCCUGCUGUGUAUCGCUGUCGGAGCCAUAAUAGCGUAUCAGUUUACAAGGAAUCACCCUGAGGCGAGAAGAAUGAGCCGUUUGGAGGGUCUGAGGGCCAACUCGUCUCAGUUCACUCUGGAGACAAAACCCUUCCGCGUCCUGGGAGGCUCCAUCCAUUACUUCCGUGUCCCCAGAGCCUACUGGGAGGACAGGCUGCUGAAGAUGAAGGCCUGUGGCCUCAAUACUCUCACAACAUAUGUGCCAUGGAACCUGCAUGAGCCUGAGCGAGGGGUGUUCAACUUUGAGGAUCAGCUGGAUUUAGAAGCCUAUCUGCGUCUUGCUGCCAGCUUGGACCUCUGGGUGAUUCUACGUCCAGGGCCCUACAUCUGUGCUGAGUGGGAUUUAGGAGGAUUACCCAGUUGGCUGCUACGGGAUCAAAACAUGAAACUGAGAACAACCUAUCCCAGAUUCACUGAUGCAGUCAACUCCUUCUUUGAUCAGCUCAUCAAGAAAGUUGUUCCGCAUCAGUACUCCAAGGGUGGCCCAAUUAUCGCAUUUCAAGUGGAGAAUGAAUAUGGCUCCUAUGCUAAAGAUAAAGAAUACAUGCCCUUCAUCAAAGAGGCGUUAUUGUCAAGGGGCAUCACAGAGCUGCUGCUGACCUCAGACAACAAGGAAGGACUAAAGCUUGGAGGAGUGAAAGGAGUACUAGAAACCAUCAAUUUUCAGAAACUGAACCCGAAUGACAUCAGGUAUCUGGAUGAAAUACAACCCCAGAAGCCUAAGAUGGUGAUGGAGUACUGGUCUGGCUGGUUCGACCUUUGGGGAAACCUUCAUCAUGUAUAUUCAGCUGAGGACAUGAUACCUGUGGUCACAGAAAUCCUUAAAUUGGACAUGUCCAUCAAUCUCUACAUGUUCCAUGGAGGGACAAACUUUGGCUUCAUGAACGGGGCAUUUGCCAUUGGAAUGCCAGCACCUAAACCUAUGGUGACGAGCUAUGAUUACGAUGCUCCAUUAUCCGAGGCUGGGGAUUACACCACCAAGUACCAUCUUCUGAGGAAUUUAUUCAGCCACUACCACACUCAGCCUCUCCCUGAACUGCCCUCUCUCCGGGAGAGGAGAGCAUACCAGCCCGUUGUCAUCCAGCAGCACCUGUCUCUAUGGGACAGUCUGCAUUUCACUGACAAGCCUUUUAAGUCAGAGAGGCCGGUGAACAUGGAGAAUCUCCCUGUCAACAAUAAAAAUGGCCAGUCAUACGGCUACACGCUGUAUGCGACCACCAUCACCAGUGGAGGAGCCCUCAACUCGCAGAACAACAUCAGAGACAGGGCACUGGUUUUUGUGGACAAACUUUUUGUCGGUGUCCUGGAUUAUGAGACACAAGAACUAGCACUCCCUGAUGGGAAGGGAAGAAGAACUCUGAGUUUACUGGUGGAGAACUGUGGGAGAGUGAAUUAUGGGAAAACCCUGGAUGAGCAGCGCAAAGGUCUGAUUGGAGAUAUUGAGUUAAACAAGCGGCUCCUCCGAGACUUCGUUAUUCAUAGUCUGGAUAUGAAGCCAAGCUUUGUCAACAGACUUGAGAAUUCAGCCCACUGGAUGUCAAUGCGUCAGCGGCCCUCUUUCCCAGCAUUUUUCCAGGCCAGACUCUAUGUGAACAGUUUUCCCAGAGACACCUUCAUCAAACUCCCUGGAUGGAUUAAAGGUGUCGUCUUUAUCAAUGGCAAGAAUCUUGGACGGUACUGGUCCAUCGGCCCGCAGCAAACUCUCUACGUCCCAGGCCCCUGGCUUCACAGGGGGGACAACCAGGUCAUAGUGUUUGAAGAGCAGGAAACAGAUGGUAAGAUCCAGUUCGCCAGCAGCCCUGACUAUGGCAUGGCUGUCGAUGUCCAGUGAGGACAGGAGGUCAGAGGGGAGGGAGGGUGCAGAGAGGAGGAGGAGGAGGAGAAUGUAGAGGGGAUGAUGGGACAGAGGCGACAGGCCGUGAGUUUCAUCGACACAGACACGGACACCCAGCCGUGACCAGCAGCACUCAAAAGUGACACGUCAGUAAACAUGACAUUUUGUGUACUACCAGAAAACGCAGACGCGGCAGUGUAACCAGCUUCCUCACAAUAAUUUCUCAUUUAGUGACUGUAUUUACAACAUUCUGUCCAAUCUUUUUUAUUCAAUUUAGCAUAGUACCAACUUAACCUCUGCUCAUACACUGUACCUUUGGAGACCAGGGGAGCGGGACAGAGAAUGAUCUUGAUUAUAAUGAAGUGCUAGAAAAUAUCCUCUUCUCACAGAAUUAAUUUAUAAAUUACAUCCAGGCUGUAUAAAAAGGAUAUGUGAAUAAAGACUGGUAUGACCUCUGUGUCAGUAUCCAAAGCCAAGGAAGCUUGUGAACUGCUUUAUUUAUCCUGCAGACUGAGAUCUUGUUUGACAUGGCACUGGUCGCUUUUCAAAUUUACCUUCUUGUGAUGUGCUGUGAGCUCCUGUGGAGGAGUCAAGCUCACGAGUCGUGUUUGAAGAUCAUUUUUUUUGAAAACCCAUCUGUUGUGUGUGGUACUAACCUGCUGCAGUUACUUUCUUCAAAGAUUGAUGGCACGGUGAAGCUGUGUUGUCACAUUUGAAGACCUGGCAGUUUAAGCAUAAAUGGUAUAAUAAGUAUAGGUAAUCUAUAAAUUGAUAGGUUGUCAGGUUUCCUG